This is a messenger RNA of Exophiala aquamarina CBS 119918, 2766 nucleotides long. RefSeq lists its product as uncharacterized. Gene Ontology annotation, cellular component: cytoplasm; exocyst. NCBI's taxonomy places the organism in Eukaryota, Fungi, Ascomycota, Eurotiomycetes, Chaetothyriales, Herpotrichiellaceae. The coding region runs from base 1 to 2766 and encodes 921 amino acids. Gene Ontology annotation, biological process: Golgi to plasma membrane transport; exocytosis. Gene Ontology annotation, molecular function: protein binding. The record is from RefSeq and is a predicted model, not a curated record. The transcript has 2 exons.
AUGUCGAAACCCAAGAAGCCUGGGACCUUGAAUAAGGUCCCACGAAGGGAUCCAUUGGCCUCUUUAAAGAUGGCCGACAUGCUCAUAUCAAAACCAGCCCUUCCCUUAGAGAUCCUGGCCAAGAUAGUGGACUAUCUCGAUGUUCCAGAUCUACUCCAUUUCGCCCGAGUCUCACGCCGUAUGCAAGAGAUGGUCUAUGAUGAUGCAAAAUGGGUCCAGAGGUUGAGAAUGAUGGGCUGUUGGAAUGAUGCGGAGGCGCGCAAAAUAGCAGAUUCAACAAAACAGCCCACUACUCCUGGUCGCAGGCAGAGUAUAAUCGAUCGGAAUCUCGUCAAUGGUAAAGGGCGGCCUGAAGUUCUUUUCGACAUUGCUUCCCCCACCAUUGCACAACGACGUCAGACGACUUUAAUGUCUCCCAUCCGACCUCAACAACCUGCCGUAGAUGGAUUUGACGUCGCUGAGCUCGCCAGUUCCAAAUCUAUAUCUUCCCCGACACUACCAAUUGACACUGACGCAGUUUUGUCAAUCUUCAGGAAUGUCAAGUCAGUCCGUGGUCAGGCCAGACGGGAAUAUGGAAAGAUAUAUAAGCUGCUGGGUCCUUACUACACCAAUCUAGUCUCUGUAUCCAAUCCAAUGGAGUCACGCAUCUUCAGAGACUUUGCGGCACCUGAGCAACAGGCACAACUACUAGCAAACCUAAGGACUUUCUCCCAGAGCGACUUUUCGCCUGCGUCAGCAAGCAGAGAAACUCGGAUCAAGACAACCGCUGACAUGUUCGACGCAGCCGCUCUACUUGAAUUUCGCAAAGGUUAUGAAUACAAAGACAUCCAAGGGCGCAUGCGUCAAUACGCCAAAGUGAUGCAUAUUCUUAAUGGAGGGAAAAGCAGUGUGGAGCUUUUCUUACAUGACAAUAACUUGGUGGCUCAAAAGGUGAAUUUGGGCAAGGCUUUAGAUUGUGUUGAUUAUUCCCUGGGCUAUGGGCAGCUCUCGCUUGAACGAGUACAGGGGUAUUUUGAAAGGCUUGGUACGGCAUUCAGACAGGAGGUUGCCAUUAUCCAAGCUGUGUUCCCAGAACCAAAAGGAGUAACGAUACAAAUGAUUGAAGUAGUGGCUAAGGACAUUCUGUCGCCUUUCUUGGCUGAUCUAUUCGAAGACGCCCGCAAUCGAGGGGCCUCGAUGUAUCUUCGAACCAUCUCUGGAACUCUUGCUGCAACAAAGCAAUUUAUCGAAGAAUCUGCGGCUCCCGGAGACGCAGAAGAUGAGAUGCUUCUCAGGUCCAAUGAUGUCCUCCGGGAUAUCUUUGAGCCUCAUCUGGACAUAUACCUGGCGGAAGAAUUGUCAUUCUUCCGGUCGAAGGCAGAGUUGGAAGUCGAUAAAUGGGAUCGAGCAUUGUCAGAACAGGCAGCAUCAACGGAAAAUUUCCUGAUGUCGAACGUCAAUCGGCAGGCGGACAAGAAGGAUUUCAUGUCGUCUUUCAAGAAAGUGGUCAUGAUGCCCGUCAGUAUCCUGCCUAGCUUUUCUGGGCAAUCAAACAACAAGACCCAAGCCAAAGCCCUUGCCAAUGGAGAUGCUCCUUCAUCCCGGGCGUCGACGCCGAAUCCAUUCGGCCCGGGAGGGGCAAAUUCAACCUUCCCGCAUGAGGCACCGACAAAUGAACUGGCUGCAAAAGCAGCUAUUAUGACAACUAAGCUCGAGAACAUCCGUUCGCUCUUUUCGAUUGAAGUUGCACUGAACUUGGUCCACGCCGCCAAGUCAUCCCUCGAAAGAUGCGCUCAGUUCAUCAGCUUGGGUGGCGAAGCAGGGGAUUCAGCUCAGAGGCAGUGUUCAGCCAUCUUCGUUCUUCUCUUGCAUGCGGUUGGUGACCGUCAUGUCAAGGCGGGCUUCGAUAAAGCAAUCGAGCAUCUUUCUCAAUAUAACCCCCGCGCGGGGAGCGCUGAUAAUGCUGACUCCACUGUAUCACGAGUACAAGUUGCAGCGCUUGUCACAUUUUUGGAGCUGGUCAAUGUUGGCGACCUCAUUCAGCAGAUGCUGGACGUCUUUUACGAGUCCGAGUUGGUGCGUCUGCGGAUCUCCAACCGCGAUGAUUUCCUCGACGUCAAUGUCAAGGAGAAGAAGAAAUUUGAGGCGAUGCUUGACGAGCGAGUUGCUGCAGGCCUGAGCAAAGGUAUCGACGUGCUGAUAGACGAGGUCGAGUAUGUCUGCGCUGUCACUCAACAACCAACCGACUUCUACCCCGAACUCAGCACCACGAACGCCAGCGGAUCAAGGUCCACCCCCGUGGUGAUGGAUUUCUCCGGCAAGCCCACCGCCACGGCCUCACAAGUCAUUGCGCUCGUGUCCCACCACACGAGCAUGCUCACCGGCGCGACGGAGAAGACCCUCCUGGACGUAUUCACAACGGAAGUCGGGCUGCGCCUCUUCGGGGCUCUGACCAAACACAUCAAGCGCCAGCGGAUUUCCACGUCCGGGGCCCUCCCACUGCUCUCGGACCUGUCAGCAUACGCCAGCUUCGUGUCGGGAUUCAAGAACAACGACCUGACGUCCUACUUCGUGGCGCUCCGCGAGGUGGCACAGAUCUACCUGAUCGGCGGCGACAGCGAGCGUGACGUCAACGAGAUGGCGACCAUCAUCAGCGAUAGCGAGAGAUACCGUGGCGUGUUCACCGUCGAGGAGGUUGUUGAGUUCGCCGAGCGCAGGAGCGAUUGGUUGCUCGUCAAGGGACGGGUCGAGGGCAGGGUGAAGGGCGAGGGCUGCUGUAUCAUGUGA